This is a messenger RNA of Egretta garzetta (little egret), 943 nucleotides long. It is a transcript of the gene RBM38, whose product is annotated as RNA binding motif protein 38. NCBI's taxonomy places the organism in Eukaryota, Metazoa, Chordata, Aves, Pelecaniformes, Ardeidae. The record is from RefSeq and is a predicted model, not a curated record.
UUCCAGGUGACCAUGGCAGACAGAGCUGCAGCUGAAAGAGCGUGCAAAGACCCAAACCCCAUCAUCGAUGGCAGGAAAGCAAAUGUGAACCUGGCAUAUUUGGGAGCAAAACCAAGGAGUAUUCAAACUGGUUUUACCAUAGGUGUGCAGCAGCUACAUCCAGCCUUCAUUCAGAGGCCCUUUGGGCUCACACCUCACUAUGUUUACCCCCAAGCUAUCAUCCAGCCCAGCGUGGUGAUCCCUACCCCCGUGCAGUCCAUCACCUCUCCCUACAUCGACUACACCGCCGCCAGCCAAGCCUACUCCCAGUACACCACAGCUGCCUACGAUCUAAACCCCGCGGCCCCCGCCACUGCUUUUGUGCAGUACCAGCCCCAGCAGCUGCAGCCCGACCGCAUGCAGUGAGGGCCCUGCCUGCCCCUUCGCCACCUAGGACAAUCUUUUACAAUGGAAGGAUAUGACUAGGACAACAAAAGCAACAACAACAACAAAACCCAAUAAAAGAAACAAAACAAAAAAGAAAAAAAAAUCACCCCACCCCUUUGCCCCCCUUAUGUAGGUGCAUAUCAAUACCUAAGCUAUUUAUAGUGUUAAGGGCGAACCCAAACCCUUGCGGUCUGACUGUGCUCAUGAAAAUGGACUUCUGGUAAGUUGGGGUAUCUUUUUUUUUCAGUCUGGACAGAUAUUAUCUUGGAGAUGUUCUAAAAGUGACUGAAAUGUUUCACAGGAAAACUACAGAUUCUUGCACACAUCGCGGUCUGCUUCCAUCACCCAUGGUCGUCUUUCCGGCCCUCCCCUGUCAGCCUUCCCCUCCUCAUCAAACCUGCAAAUCCUCUUAAUUACUGUUGAGGUACAGAGGUACUCGGAGAACAUGGAGAAAAGCAAUCUUAUUUUUUGGUUGUACAAAAACUUUGUAAUACUCAGAGAUGCCUUACAGAAAAAA